AGCGUUUAACGUUUCUUCAACAAAAACGAAAACAUCAACAAAAGAUUAUCGCAAAACAUUUGUUUUUCUGUGAAAAAUCAGUUUUUUGGUGAAUUUCCAGAUAAUAGGAUCGUUAAAAAGGAUGUCCCAACAGCCGUUGGAUUUCCUAAGAGACUACAAUGAACCGGACGAGAAGAAAGCACAAGAAGCGUGCGUUCCGGCGGAAGCGCCCUCAGCGCAACAACAAAGCUCGGAUGGAAACGAAUUGAGCCCAACCGGGAGGAAAAUCUUACGCCGCAAGAAGCGCGUCGAAGUGACCAAGCGAGAUCAACAUCGAGCCCAAGUGCAGGAACGACGGCGUCAAGCCCGGCAGGUUAUCCAGGUGGAAUGCAACUGCCACCUAUCGUGUCCCAAGAGGAUCAACCCGGAACAUCGCCAGGCACUGAACAGAAAGUACUGGGAAAUGGAUCCUACGUCGCAGCGCCAGUACGUCAAAAGCCACACGGUCCCGGGACCGGUCAAGCGACGAAGGGUGCCGGCAGAUCCACUCGGCGGCAUACCGGAUGUGAAGAAAGCAUUCUCCUAUGCGUUCUAUCUGCCGGACGAGAACGGGGAACUGAUGAUGGUCUGUUGUACCUUUUUCCUGAACACGUUGGGCUUUCGGAAGGGAUGUGGGAAUCACAUAUAUCGAGCACACACGAGAGAAAGUCUUGCGGACCAGCGCGGAAAGUACGAAAGGGACAGGUCCCUUAGAGAUGCAGUAUGGGACGAUAUUCUAUCGUAUUCGCCAAGGACAUACCACAAGGGUUCAAAAUUUAGUGCAACUGCCAUGUACUUACCGACCAAGCUUACGGCCAAAGCAAUGCAUGCGGACUUCAAAGCUAGACGAGAAGCUGCCGCUGAAAAGGGAUGCAGUGCAAGUUUCUAUUGCGCUGUUCUACGCGAAAUCGAUAUUCACUUCGUUGAUAUGGAUGAUUUUGAGAUUCCGGAGAGGAAGCCCAUUCCAGUUGUUCAACCCAAACCGCCGAGCACACCGCCACCAGAACCGAUGGCACCGACUACGUACCCUGAUGUUGCGGAAACCGUGGAAGUUGUGGAAUCAAGUCCAGUGAAAACUGAUACUUCUCAAGCGGAGUGCUCCUAUCCCUCUGUACUACAAACGUAUCAACCUGCAGAACCCGUUGCGAUGCCAUUGGUUCAUCAACCCAUAAUGAUGCACUCGUACGCAAUCGACCAGAAGCCAAUAGUGCCACAGUAUGUCCCAGGAUCGUAUCAAACUACUGCUCUUCCUUUCCAUGCAGUACAUGUGAAGCAGGAACCUAACUACGGAAUUAACGUUGAAACAGUAAGUGUAACAGACUCACACUUCUCCGAUCAUGAUCAUGGCGAAUACUCCAACAUGACAGUGGAUUACUCCGAAUCGAACUCCUACCACGAGCCACCCUACGAACCAGUCAUUCAGAUCAUCGAUAAGGUAGAACCUUCUACAGAGUUCUUUUCGCCUUUCGUGAAACCUGAACAGCAGGUCACUGUUCCCGUCAAUAAUUUGGAACCACCCAGCAAAGUUACUUCAGAAAUUCCAAAACCAAAGCCUAGGCCAGCGAAAGCGAAACUGUUGGACUUACCCAAAAUAGAAUUGGCCAUCCAGGAAGGGUAUCCACCGGUCAAAAGGACCAAGAAGUAUAUCGCACGAAUUCGCAAUCGAGUCAAGCGGCAGCAAUUGCACCCGGUGGUGGAUCAAGGAUGCAACAGUUGUCAUCUAAAUUGCAAGGACAAAAUAUCGCUCGAGCAGCAGGAAGCAAUCAACAAACGGUACUGGGUAAUGUCCUUUGCCGAGCAACGGAUGUUCAUGCUAGAGCACACCGAACGCCAUUCCAUCAAACGAAGACGAUCGAAAGUCGAACCCGGAACUGUGGUCCGCAAGGGGUACACCUAUUCGUAUCGGCUGACAGAUGACCAGGGCCAGUACCAGCAGGUGUGCUGCCAGUUUUAUCUCAAUACGCUUGGAUACGGUGCCGGCAGUGGGAAUCUCAUCUACCGGGCUCAUCAGGUCGAAUUAAGUAGAGCAAUCAGCGACAACCGCGGGAAAUUUGCCAGAGAUACAACCCUGCGUGAUACCGUUGAUGACGACAUAAUGUCCUACUUCAGUGCAGAACUGCAGGAGAGAGGCGGGCCGUUUGAUUUGUCGACCACUGAUUUGUCACCGAAAAAGAUGUAUAAUAAGUACGUAGAACGACAGGCAGCCCUCGGUGUCGAUAAACCGGGCAGUUUUGCGUUCUACUGGCGGCGCACGAGAGAAAUAAAGGUGAUAUAUGCCCCUAAACCGGAGCCAAAAAAUCCUGGACAGAAGAAACCUCGUCGUCGCCGGCCUGCUGGAAAGGCUCAGAAAAUGCUGGACACGGACGCGCUUAUGCUGCCUAUCCAAUUCUCUGGCCUGCCGCAAUAGGUACCAAACCGGUAGGAAAGCUUGCAAGCACUAUGCAAUACAUCUAUUACGUUAUGA
Messenger RNA from Aedes aegypti (yellow fever mosquito), 2482 nucleotides. RefSeq lists its product as uncharacterized. The record is from RefSeq and is a predicted model, not a curated record. Lineage: Eukaryota; Metazoa; Arthropoda; Insecta; Diptera; Culicidae. The coding region runs from base 122 to 2425 and encodes 767 amino acids. The transcript has 3 exons.